AAUGCUUCGCAUUGGAUCGUGAGAGCUACAUUUCAACCACGAAGAUUUUGACGAUAUACUCAUCCGACAACAACCAUGGAUGUAGCGAUCUCCAGCACGACAGGAGCUGCCCUGUUUUGGCUGUACAUCGCUGCAGCACUGAUAUUGACCACAGCUGCGAUCUAUACCAUUGCAAGCAUCAAGAUUGAUCGGAAAACCGCUACCGACGUUGCAAACACCAACUAUGAUACCGCAGUAUUCACAGCAUGGGCUAUUAUCAGCUUUGCGACGAUCUCAUAUAAUAUGCUGCAAGUGCUGGCGCAAUCCUACGAAGCUUGGCCUUUGAGCCAAUUUUACCCUUCAUUGAGUCUCGACGACCCCUUUGGUGCGAUCCAAAAUCUGUGGGCGUGGUCGACGACAUCGACGCCGUUCGUCAAAUUUGGCCAGGCGAUUGCGGGCGAUGAUUUCGGCUGGCUCUGGGCGCAAUCGGCGUUGCUGAAAACUUUUUCUGUUUCGCUUUACAUUGCAUACGAGGGUCCUCGCAUAGCAGUUCCGAAUACCUGGGUCUUCCUUGGUCUUGCACAGAUCUUGCCGGUGUCAUUUGCCUUGAACCUGUUUUAUCUGGCUCAGAUCCGGCUGCCCCAGAAGCCUCAUUAUCCCGUGGCCACGAUCCCUCAGCCUGUUAUUUUCGGCACGGCUACUGUCUUCUGUGCUUGCCUCAUUGCCGCCCCUAAAUUCGCAGCUUCGGAAUACCUCCUUCCCAUAAUCUUGCUUGCGCGACUCGCGCUCCUAGUCCCCGCUUUUGCAACCAAGACGGAAUGGCUCGCGGUAGAUCAUCCUGAUCCAGAGCAAUCCGGCUUCGGCUUGUACACGGCACAGAUCGUCAUGGAGACUGCCAUCCUAGUGGUGACAGCUAUCCAAGGGAAUACCAUCGUGCAGCGCGAAUUCGAUUGGGUCGACCUCUUCCGCGCCCUCUUUUUGAACCCGGCCGUGACGACGCUCGGCCUCGAUCUUAUUUUCAGCAUGCUCAGCUAUGGCACAUGGAUAGCCAUACAGCGACACAGCUUUCCAGAGGACGAAGAGCCCAAGGAAGAAUAAUGGCCUUCCGUGGACGAUCGGAGGUCUUUCUCCUGGUCGUUUAUCUCGCGCUUGGCUCGAAUACCGAUAUUUCAUCGCCGCAUGCUGCCUCACAACACGGGCUGACAGCAGUUAUGACUGAUUGCAAUUCUGGACCUGCGACCAUGGAAUGCUGAAAGUUCCAAUGCGUCAGCUCAAUCCGGGGCGUGCAAAUGCCAUGAGCCGAAGUCAUGAACAAUGGCUUUCUUACGCCCGCUGAUGCUUGAGCACUCUUAGAUCUACACGAACUACUUGGAGGGCUAUACAUACCAUAGUGUGCAAUAUAUUGCAACCAAUAGAAGUAUUUGGAUACAUCGCCGCUUACACUUCGGCUUUGUUGAUUCUGAUCAAUGCCAUGAGCAUGUAAAAGCAAUCGAUGUGUGAUGAGCAGAAUCGCAGUUUCGCCAUGGCUGGCGCCUGUAUAGUAUGAAAUGAUCGGU
Molecule: messenger RNA, 1535 nt
Organism: Dissoconium aciculare CBS 342.82
Lineage: Eukaryota; Fungi; Ascomycota; Dothideomycetes; Mycosphaerellales; Dissoconiaceae
Exons: 2
Coding region: 76-1077 (333 amino acids)
Source: RefSeq, a predicted model, not a curated record